Molecule: messenger RNA, 480 nt
Organism: Aspergillus fijiensis CBS 313.89
Lineage: Eukaryota; Fungi; Ascomycota; Eurotiomycetes; Eurotiales; Aspergillaceae
Exons: 4
Coding region: 1-480 (159 amino acids)
Source: RefSeq, a predicted model, not a curated record
AUGGCGCGCGAGGCUUUGAACUAUGGCAUAGGCGUUCCAUGGCUCGGUAGCAAGGAUCGAGCCGAGCUGACUGGUCCUGAAGCUUUCCACAACUCGAUUGAGCUUCUGCUGUGUUUCGCUGACUGCAUAUUCCCCAUCCUUUGCCAUUACGUGGUUGCGCGGCGGACGGCCAGUGAGAUGAGCAACCAACUACCCCUGAACAGCAAUCAGGAUACACCACAUUGUCAAAGCCAGCCAUCAGACCGUUGGACUCCUGAUAUCGAAAAGAACCAGUUGUACUACGAAUAUCUCGAUGAUCACAAUGAUGCCUUCAGCCUCCUUCGCGCUCUAUGUGGGUAUAGGGAAAACUCCUUGCUUGGCUUCGCCAGCUAUGUCCUCUUCUCCAUUCUUUCUUUUUUCUCGGCUGCCUACUAUUUCUGGUCCCUAAUGCCUUACGAACCUUCACACCACAACCCGGUAUCGAUUGUCCUGGCCACCUAA